GACCAGGCCAUGGGGAGGCUGAGACGAGGGAAUGCAUUUACUACAACGCCAACUGGGAGCUGGAGAAGACCAACCAGAGCGGGGUGGAGCGCUGCGAGGGGGAGAAGGACAAGCGGCUCCACUGCUAUGCCUCCUGGAGAAACAACUCGGGCUCCAUCGAGCUGGUGAAGAAAGGCUGCUGGUUAGAUGACUUCAACUGUUACGACAGGCAGGAGUGCGUAGCCACAGAAGAAAACCCUCAAGUGUUUUUCUGCUGUUGUGAGGGCAACUAUUGCAAUGAGAAAUUUACACAUUUGCCUGAAGUCACCGGCCCAGAAGUCAUAUACGAGCCGCCACCGCACGCUUUUAACAUCCUGGUGUACUCCCUGCUGCCCAUCGCCGUGCUCUCCAUCGCCAUCCUCUUGGCCUUCUGGAUGUACCGGCACCGCAAGCCCCCCUACGGGCACGUUGACAUUAAUGAGGACCCUGGCCCACCGCCCCCUUCUCCCCUUGUUGGCCUAAAGCCUCUGCAGCUCUUGGAGAUCAAGGCGAGGGGACGCUUUGGCUGUGUGUGGAAAGCUCAGCUGAUGAAUGACUACGUAGCAGUGAAGAUCUUCCCUAUUCAGGAUAAGCAAUCUUGGCAGAGUGAGAGGGAGAUUUUCAGUACCCCUGGCAUGAAGCAUGAAAACCUUUUGCAAUUUAUCGCAGCAGAGAAAAGAGGGACAAGCCUGGAGACAGAGCUCUGGCUGAUCACAGCUUUCCAUGACAAGGGCUCUCUGACAGAUUACCUGAAGGGCAACAUUAUCAGCUGGAAUGAGCUCUGCCAUGUUGCAGAAACAAUGGCCCGUGGCUUGUCCUACCUUCAUGAAGACGUCCCUUGGUGCAAAGGUGAAGGACACAAACCUGCUAUAGCACACAGGGACUUCAAGAGUAAAAAUGUCUUGCUGAAGAACGACUUGACAGCAGUGCUAGCUGAUUUUGGACUAGCUGUACGGUUUGAACCUGGAAAACCUCCAGGGGACACUCAUGGACAGGUGGGAACGAGGAGGUACAUGGCUCCCGAAGUGUUGGAGGGAGCAAUCAACUUCCAGCGAGACGCCUUCCUGAGGAUAGACAUGUAUGCAAUGGGACUGGUGUUGUGGGAGCUAGUCUCCAGAUGUAGAGCAGUUGAUGGUCCAGUGGAUGAGUACAUGCUGCCUUUUGAAGAAGAAAUAGGUCAGCAUCCAUCCCUUGAGGACCUGCAAGAAGUGGUGGUUCACAAGAAGAUGCGCCCUGUGUUCAAGGAUCACUGGCUGAAACACCCC
Merops nubicus (carmine bee-eater) is the source of this 1283-nucleotide messenger RNA. RefSeq names its product activin receptor type-2B-like. The record is from RefSeq and is a predicted model, not a curated record. NCBI's taxonomy places the organism in Eukaryota, Metazoa, Chordata, Aves, Coraciiformes, Meropidae. Gene Ontology annotation, biological process: activin receptor signaling pathway; cellular response to growth factor stimulus; protein phosphorylation. Gene Ontology annotation, molecular function: activin binding; ATP binding; activin receptor activity. Gene Ontology annotation, cellular component: plasma membrane; activin receptor complex.